AUGGGGACAGGCUUUAAAGGCAUUCACCUGUGCACCCAGAGGGAAAAACAAACCGGCAGUGCCAUAUGCGAAGGGGAACCAACUGCAGGGGGAGCAGCCAAUUCUGAGCUUUUCCCCUUUAACAAAAUAAAAAGAGAAAUGAACAAAUAUGCGCAGCAAGUGAAAAAGUUUCUGGAGGAAGGCAACAUGAUGAAUUUUUUAUGGGUAUGUAAAAAUGUGUUGUGUAAAAAAAAUAUUAUCCUUUUAACAUUUUUUGUGAUGAUACAAAGUGCAAUCAUUAGCAUUGUAAUCCCCCGUUGUGACAGUUUGAUCUUCCAACAGGUGUCUAACAGAAGGUUCGAUCGUUUUGGGGGUCUUCUGCUGAAUUGUAUUUUGGUGCGAGUGAUUAACAUGUGUCUGUGCGGGCUGCGCAACUACAUUUUCAUGGUCACCAGCUCGGAUUCUCUAAAGGAAGUGAAAAGGUUACUGUUUCAAAUUUAUAUUUAUAAAGAUAGCGAGUACUACGACCAAGUGGAUCACAGCGAAAUUGUGAACAAGGUAACUUUGGAGGCACACGACUUUGCAGAUAUCAUCCCGUAUUAUAUAAUCCCAUUCGUUAGGAAUUUUUUUUCUAUCAUUUUUAACUUUGCAUAUGUGUUUUAUUUAAAUUAUAACUUGUCGAGGGUGAUUGUGAGUUGCUUCUGCGUUUCCUCCCUCCUUACGAUCAUUUCGACCAAGCUGAAGAAGAGGAGGAUAAAGUGCAUAAACAGGGAGAAGGCCAGGAGCACGAAAAUUUCGCUGGAGGCUCUAAACAAUAUAAAUGUGGUCAAGCUGUAUAGUACUGAACUAUACGAGUGUAGCAAAUACUCCCAAUCGUUACAUGACAUUUUGGGUUUUCAAAUUAAGAAGGAGCGGUUUAAUCUCGUCCACAUGGUGGUCAGCAAGCUGUUCGUUUUGCUUACGUAUGUACUCAUUUUGGCCAGGGGGGAGACCCUCCUGCGGGGCAACCAAAUUGACAGGGGCACCUUCACCUCCUUUUUCUUCUACAUAAAUAAUAUUUACUCGUACAUAGAUAUCCUGGACUACUACAUGGACAUCUGCGACAUUGUGAAUCAGUACCGCGGCAUUGUGGGGCUGGUUAAGGGGUGGGCACAGCAGCAGUGCACUUCGCAUAACCAGCACGCUGAACCUUCCCAGAGUAACUCCCCCGCCGCCAACAACACAACUGCGACGCGAAUGGCCCUGCAGGUGGACCCCCCGGCGGAGAGCAACCAACCCGACGUGGUGCUGCACUUCAAGAACGUCUUCUUCAAGUACAAAAAACGAAGCAACUACGUGUUGAAAAAUCUGAAUUUCAAAAUUUUAAAAAACACAAAUAAUGUGAUACUGGGAAAAAGUGGGGGGGGAAAAUCGACGCUGCUCAAGUUGAUGCUAAAUUUUUACAAAUGCUCCAAGGGGAAGAUUUACCUUUAUAAUAAGCCAAUUAGCCAUUAUAAAGGGGGACAAAUUAUGGACGCCGUUUCGUACGUCCAACAGGAGUGGAAGCUACUGAAAGGGACCAUAAAGGAAAACCUCACCUAUGGCAUCACACACGAUUGCAGCAACGGUUUUGAUAUGCUCAAUUUGAUUAACAUUUCCAAGUGCUGCACUUGCCAUGCGUAUAUAAGCAGACUGAGGAAGAGGUACGAGACGGUUAUUUCGAGUAGGACAGAAUUGUUAACGUCCUCUCAGAAGCAGAAAAUUUGCAUCGCCCGGGCGCUGGCUAGGAGUCCGAAGAUCCUCCUCCUGGAUGAGUCCACCUCGGCCGUGGACAAGGACAACGAGCGAGUCAUUUUCCAAAACAUAAGGAAGAACCCGCUUUUUAAAAACCUCACGAUAAUUCGCAUAACGCAUAAGAAGGCCAAUUUGGACUUGGCGGACAACAUUUUCCUUCUGAAGGGUAGGUCCCUCUGGGCGCCCUUCUUCUGCCGCCAUGAGCUGUGCGUGCAGGAGGGGUGA
Messenger RNA from Plasmodium vivax (malaria parasite P. vivax), 1977 nucleotides. RefSeq names its product ABC transporter, putative. Gene Ontology annotation, cellular component: membrane. The coding region runs from base 1 to 1977 and encodes 658 amino acids. The transcript is spliced from 2 exons. The record is from RefSeq and is a predicted model, not a curated record. Gene Ontology annotation, molecular function: ATP binding; ABC-type oligopeptide transporter activity; ATP hydrolysis activity. Lineage: Eukaryota; Apicomplexa; Aconoidasida; Haemosporida; Plasmodiidae. Gene Ontology annotation, biological process: transmembrane transport.